UUUGGUAGCGGGCCGACGACCGCUGACGUUAUUUUCGAUCAACCCGCCACUAUAACUAAAAUCAAGCGACAAAAAUGGUUAUGCGUAGUGCUCCCACCCGCGUCUGGGGCCAUGGCCCAUUCAUGAGCCACAACACCCAGCGGCCUCCAAGUCGCAUUGCAGUCCAGGUGGCUCAAGGAAACAUCUACGGUGUUCGCGAUGAGCUACCGAAUGGAGAACAUUAUUAUUACUUCAAGGGUAUUCCCUACGCUAAACCUCCAGUGGGUAAUCUUCGUUUCCGUUCCCCUGUUCCGAUUGAGAAGUACUCGGUCAGUUACCUGGAUUGCACCAAGGAAGGUAAAAAUUGCAUGGGAAUGGAUAUCUUCACAAAGGAAAUCACCGGUCACGAGGAGGGUUUGUUCUUGAACAUUUACACUCCGAAGAUGCCUCCGAAGAACCAGCCGGAACCAAACAAACUUCCGGUGCUAGUGUUUAUCCAUGGUGGAGGACUGAUUGGAGGUCAUGGCGAUAGUUCCAUGUAUCUGCCGAACUAUAUGAUCCAGGAAAAUAUGUUGGUUGUGACCGUCAACUAUCGUUUGGGAGUGCUAGGGUUCUUGUGCCUUCCGGAAGCGGGAAUCGAAGGAAAUGCUGGGCUCAAGGAUCAGCGCCUAGCACUUCAAUGGGUUCAUCAAAACAUUGAAAAGUUUUCGGGUGAUCCCGACAACGUAACACUUUUCGGUGCCAGCGCUGGAGCAAUUGCCGUUCACUAUCACUGCCUUUCGAAAGAAUCGAAAAAGUACUUCCACAAGGCUAUCCUCACUAGUGGAUCCGCUUUUAUGGACUACGCUCAUCAGGAAGCCCCGGAAGAGAAAGCGCGACAGCUAGCUAGAUUGCUUGGCCAUAAUCCAAAAUCGGACGAAGAAGUUCUGCAGGUUCUGACCAAUGCUCCUGCCAAGAAACUGUUCGAGUUGCAACUGAAAGUAUUCUCCAAACGGGAGGAAUCCGUUGAAAAGCUGUUCCAACUACCCUUCCUACCGGUUAUCGAGCAAGAGCAAUCCCCGGAUCCCAUCAUUACUAAACACCCUAUGGAAAUUAUGUGCGAACCAGACGGCAUGGGAAUCCCAAUGAUAACAGGGUACAACGAUCGAGAAGGAAUGAUCGUGCUGAACGAUGCCGUCAAACAGUUACCCAGCUACAACGAAGAACCCGAACGAUUCAUCCCUCGAACACUGAACAUCGACUACGAAAGUCCCGAAGCCGGGCAAGUCGGAAAAGCGAUCAAACAUUUCUACUUCAAGGAUAAGCCGGUCGGCCACGAAACGAUCACUCACCUCGUUGAUGUUUUCUCCGACAAAUACCUGAUCCUCUCCAUCCCAAUCAUGAACGAACUGUGGGCCCGCUUUCAACGAAACCACAAACUCUUCAUCUAUCGAUUCUCCUUCGACGGAUUACUCAACAAGGGUAAAACCCUCGUUCCGUAUUCGUCCCUGAAAGGAGCAUCCCACAUCGACGAAGUUUACUAUCUAUUCAGCGCACCGAUCCUCAAAACCGAGAUCCCCAAAUCAAGCGAAUCGUUUGCGAUGCGGCAGAAGAUGGUACGAAUGUGGGCUAACUUUGCCCGCCAAGGUCACCCGACGGAAAAUGACGAAGAGCUCGCCUUGAAUUGGGAACCGGUUCAGAACAUUCCGGUCGAUUCUAAAGAAUCCAGGAUUGAUGUACUGGAUAUUGGGGAUGAUAUCCGGAUGAUGCCGAUUCCGGAACGGGCUCGAAUGGACUUCUGGAUGGAGCUUUUUGCGAAAUACAACGGACACGCGGCAAACACGGCGGUUCCCAGGAAGCCGUUUCAGGGGAAAAAGAGUUUGGUUUGAAACUGAAAUAGAUUUUUAAAUACAUAAAAAUCCUGAAUAAAAUAUGACGAUAUCACGUAUUGAUUUCUUUA
This is a messenger RNA of Uranotaenia lowii, 1918 nucleotides long. RefSeq names its product esterase FE4-like. NCBI's taxonomy places the organism in Eukaryota, Metazoa, Arthropoda, Insecta, Diptera, Culicidae. Bases 75 to 1847 code for a protein of 590 amino acids. The transcript has 3 exons. The record is from RefSeq and is a predicted model, not a curated record.